AAGAGGCAAAUAUGAUUGUAGUAUGUUAGUAGACACGCAAAAUAGUGGUGUAGUACUGGUACAGUGAUGGGUGGUGCUCUUCCGUACGCUAGUUCCAACGGUUCCGAAUCGGGACUCAGGUCACGUGGUCUCUUGUACAUGUUUUCCCUUUCAGGGCAUAGGUCGACGUGCGCGCACCAAUUGCCCAUCGACGUCACCAGCAAUGCAAAAGCAUACUAUCGGAAACGUAAAUUCCAAAACCGUCGUCUACGCAUCUUCGCAAUUUCAACACCCUAUACGCUCUGAACAAUAAGGCCAAGGAACGAUUUCUCUCGCAGAAAAUAUUUUCGGCCGUUCACAAUAAAACAAAGGAAGCCCCUGAAGAUGUCAUGGCUCCCACAUGCACCGCGGAUGAUCUAAUCGCUUCGGGAAUACAAGACUGGAAGCUACCGGUUCCUCCUGAAACGACAGUGCAGUGCCAAUCUCGAUCAUUGGUGCAGGCUUAUUGUGACGUGAGAUUAGAUCGAGUAAUGUAAAGACACACGGGUUAAGGGCUGGAGAACCAGCGACAGCAGAACAAUUCGCCAGGGUUCAUAUACUGUACUGCACUGGUGGGUGUAUCAGGUUACAUUUCACCUGUG
Molecule: messenger RNA, 620 nt
Organism: Yamadazyma tenuis ATCC 10573
Lineage: Eukaryota; Fungi; Ascomycota; Pichiomycetes; Serinales; Debaryomycetaceae
Source: RefSeq, a predicted model, not a curated record